Molecule: messenger RNA, 1046 nt
Organism: Caenorhabditis elegans
Lineage: Eukaryota; Metazoa; Nematoda; Chromadorea; Rhabditida; Rhabditidae
Gene: C04F1.1
Product: Methyltransferase FkbM domain-containing protein
Exons: 8
Coding region: 44-970 (308 amino acids)
Source: RefSeq, marked reviewed
ACCAGUUUAGGAAGUUUUUCUUGUAUUCAAUACAUAUUCAGAUAUGAACAGAUUCUCACAGAUUUCUCUAUCAGUUGUAGGAAUUUAUUUACUGUAUUCGCUGCUAGCGUUUUAUUUUUCUGACGACUAUACAGAUUGGAUUGAAUCAGAUCAAGAUGAAAUUGAUCUGAAAAGUAUAACUUUGAAUGGUGACAAAAUCGAAAUUUUUACAAAUUGGCAUCAUUGUUUCUCUGAAAAUAUGAUGAAUAUCAAUGAUUCUGAAAAAUUUUGGGACAAUUUUGUUGGUGUAUCGAGAAAAUGUGAUUUGGAAGCUAAAGUCAAUCAAUUGGGAAUUGUUACUUUGAAAAAUUCGGAUGAAAUGAAAGAAGUCUUGUUUCCGAAAAUUUUCAAUGCGGGUCCUCACAACUUCUUCACAAUUGGCGUUGGUAGAGAUAUUCGAGCAGAAAAACAGUUUAAAAGAAAAAUGCAGAAACUUGGCAAUAAUGUGUCAUUCUUUGGAGCAGAUCCAAUUCCAUACAUAAACGGUGAAUUAUAUUCACAAAUUGGAAAUUAUUUUCCAUUAGCAAUUGGAGGAAAAAGUGGAAUUUCAAAUGCACGAGUUAUGGAGAAAUAUGGCUACAUUGAAACGAAUAUGGUUCAUAUCGAUAUUGUCUACUUUUUCAAAGAAAUUCUCAACAUUACUACUAUUGACAAUCUUUGGUUUGAUGCGGAAGGUGAAGAAUUUGGAAAUGAUUUUUUUGAUAUUUUCUACAAAAAUGGGAGAUUUGAUCAAAAUCAAAUAGAUGUUUGUCAAAUUAAUAUUGAAAUUCACAUUAUCUCCGACAUUGCUCAACGCAAAGAACAGUUCAUGGCAUUUUUGAAACGAAUUAUUGAAGAAAAACGAUAUGGAGUGUUUUUCGGAGACUCAUUUGGACAUAUUCGAAUGUAUAUGUUUAACUACAAUAGCCAAUAUUGUUUAAAUAAAUUUUGAAUGAACAAAAACUUUUUUUCAAAAGUUUUCUGUUUUGUAGCCUUACCUAUACAUGUUCCAUUCUACGUGCGUCAAA